UUAGAUCUUCACGCUUUGCUAAAAGCAUUGCUAAUGGAGUGAACGUUCCAAGUUCCCAUUGGUUUUAAUUAAUCUCUGUGUCCUUUUCCUCUCUUCUGCCCGGUCUAAAUGGUUAUUUGAGCUCAAACAUUCUUUCAAGAUGAUACAACACAGCUGUGUUUCUACUUUGAGGAGGUGCUGGGUUUCUCUAGUACUAGUGUUGUUGAUUGUAGCAGCAACUAAUCUUGGAGGUGCUGCUGUGGUGGAUGAGGCCAAGCUUCCUCGUCGGAUUCUGAUGGACACAGAUGUUGAUACAGAUGAUUUCUUUGCUCUGCUCUACCUUUUGAAGCUCAACAGAUCUCAGUUUCAAUUGGAGGGAAUCACGAUCAAUGCAAAUAGUUGGUUAGAUGCUGGACAUGCUGUGAAUCAAAUUUAUGACAUACUUUAUAUGAUGGGGCGAGAUGAUAUUGCAGUUGGAGUUGGAGGUGAAGGUGGAAUACUACCAAAUGGUACCAUACUCCCUAAUGUUGGUGGAUAUCUUCCAAUCAUAGAACAGGGAAUUACCACUGUUGGGGGUUGCAGAUACAGAAGGGCCAUUCCUUUGGGUCUUGGAGGGCGAUUAGAUAUUGAUGCAAACUUUGGUAUCAGAAAGGCUUUCCUACCGCAGGGCAAAAGGAAAUACACUCCAUUAAAACAACCAACUUCUCAGGAAGUGCUGAUUGAAAAAAUAUCUGAAGGUCCCAUAACCCUGUUAGUGACUGGAGUACACACAAACAUUGCAAUUUUCCUAAUGAAUAACCCACACCUAAAGAAAAAUGUGGAGCACAUUUACAUCAUGGGUGGUGGUGUAAGGUCGAGCAACCCAACUGGUUGCUGCCCCAAAAAUGCUUCAUCUUCCUCCUGUGUGCCUCGACAGUGCGGUGACCGCGGCAACAUGUUUACUGAUUAUAAUACUAACCCUUAUGCAGAGUUCAACAUGUUCGGUGACCCUUUUGCAGCAUACCAGGUGAUUCACUCUGGAAUUCCCAUCACCCUUGUUCCUCUUGAUGCAACAAACACAAUCCCCAUCAAUGAAGAAUUCUUUGAUGUAUUUGAAAAGACUCAAGAAACUUAUGAGGCACAAUAUAUAUUCAAGUCAUUGAAAAUGGCUCGUGAUACAUGGUUUGACGACCAAUUCUAUUCGAGUUAUUUUAUGUGGGACUCUUUUGCAGCUGGUAUAGCUGUUUCAACUAUGAGUAAAUCCAAUAACCCUGAAGGAGAAAAUGAAUUUGCUGAAAUGGAAUAUAUAAACAUAACUGUUGUUACUUCAAACAAGCCUUAUGGGAUAUCUGAUGGCUCUAAUCCACUCUUUGAUGGCCUAAAAGUUCCUAAGUUCAAUUUAGAGAAAGGUGGGGUGCAUAGUGGUCAUAUUCAACAAGGACUUAGAGAUCCACUUUGCUUUGUCAAGAAUGGGAGAGGAAGAUGCCAGGAUGGUUAUACAUCAGAGGCACAUGGUCCUGACUCAGUGAGGGUACUUGUUGCCACAAAAGCAAAGCCUAACCGGGAUGUUAGGAGCUCCCUUGAUAGAGAAUAUUAUAAAAGCUUCUUGAAUGUUCUAAAGCAACCACAACAUACUGGGAAGUUCAACUUCACCACACAGUUUCCUUACUACAAAGAAGUAACUUACAAGCCCGAUUUUCAUAACAAAACACUUGGGAAACCUGUUGUGUUUGACAUGGACAUGAGUGCAGGAGAUUUUUUGGCUCUGUUUUACCUCCUUAAAGUUCCCGUUGAAGUAAUCAACCUCAAGGCAAUCAUUGUGAGUCCUACUGGAUGGGCAAAUGCAGCAACAAUAGACAUAAUCUAUGACUUACUGCACAUGAUGGGCCGUGACGAUAUCCCAGUUGGUCUCGGAGAUGUUUUUGCCGUGAAUCAAUCGGAUCCAAUAUUUUCAGCUGUUGGAGAUUGCAAGUAUGUUAGAGCCAUUCCCCAUGGAAGUGGGGGGUUUCUAGACUCUGACACACUUUAUGGUCUUGCUCGCGAUCUACCACGCAGCCCAAGAAGGUAUACAGCAGAAAACUCUGUGAAGUUCGGGGCUCCUCGCGAUACAGAUCACCCGGAACUCAGGCAACCACUAGCUAUGGAAGUUUGGGAGUCUGUAUUACAAACAACUGAACCAGGAUCUAAGAUUACAGUAUUAACCAAUGGACCCUUGACUAAUUUGGCAAAGGUUGUAUCAGUAGAAAACAUAAGAUCUAGAAUCAAGGAGGUUUAUGUAGUUGGGGGACACAUCAGCCAGAAUGCCAAUGAUAGAGGAAACAUCUUUUCAGUUCCUUCCAACCAAUAUGCAGAAUUCAACAUGUUCCUAGAUCCUUUGGCUGCCAAGACAGUGUUUGAAUCUGAAGUUAACAUAACAUUGAUUCCUCUUAGUGCACAGCGCAAAGUAAGUUCAUUUUCAACCGCCAUAGGUCAGUUACGUACGAAAUCAACAACUCCUGAGGCUGUAUUUUCCAAGCGUCUGCUGUCAAGCCUAUACCAUUUGAAGCAAAUCCAUAACAAGUAUCAUCAUAUGGACACAUUCUUGGGGGAAAUUCUAGGUGCAGUAACCUUGGCUGAUACUUCAAAACUUGAUCCAAGAUUUGAGCUCAAGCCUGUUAAAGUCUUAGCUGAUGGUGUUGAAUCUACUGAUGGAAAAAUUGCGGUGGAGAAACAUGGAAAAUUAGUUAGAAUUUUAAGUCGAGUGAGUGCCAUGGCUUAUUAUAAUUUGCUUGCUGAUAAGCUUGGCGAUCAUAAUCAAUCAGCUAAGGUUGGAAGCUUUGAAGAACAAACCAGAAAAUGGCGUCAUUCUCCUGAUAAAGUGUAGGCACACUUCUUCAUUAUUCUCUGCUAGGCAGCAAUAAUAUAUCUUUUGUUAUAUUAUACACUACAAUUGAUAGGGUGAUUUUCCUAAGUUUAACCCAUACUUUCACAUUUGAUUUUGGAAAUGCCAAAACGACAUGGUACCUUUUUCUUUUC
Lotus japonicus is the source of this 2973-nucleotide messenger RNA. Its product is annotated as nucleoside hydrolase 3-like. Gene Ontology annotation, molecular function: hydrolase activity, hydrolyzing N-glycosyl compounds. The record is from RefSeq and is a predicted model, not a curated record. Lineage: Eukaryota; Viridiplantae; Streptophyta; Magnoliopsida; Fabales; Fabaceae. The transcript is spliced from 13 exons. The coding region runs from base 140 to 2821 and encodes 893 amino acids.